Molecule: messenger RNA, 3894 nt
Organism: Sus scrofa (pig)
Lineage: Eukaryota; Metazoa; Chordata; Mammalia; Artiodactyla; Suidae
Gene: P2RX5
Product: purinergic receptor P2X 5
Biological process (GO): response to ATP; calcium ion transmembrane transport
Cellular component (GO): plasma membrane
Molecular function (GO): extracellularly ATP-gated monoatomic cation channel activity; purinergic nucleotide receptor activity; ATP binding
Source: RefSeq, a predicted model, not a curated record
AAGCACACAGCGGAAGGGGAUGGACGCCCCAAUCUGUGAGGGGAGGGCCAGGUUUCCCCCAGCGAGCAAGAAAACGCAAGAAACCUGUGCUUGCUCACAUGCUCUUUACCCCCACUUCCUGUGCGUGGGCCGCGUGCUAUAAACGCUCCUCCCCUGGCCUCAGUUUCUCCGUCGAUUCAAUAGGAGGAAGCUCGGGAUUUCAUUGCUUCCAAAGAAAUCCCUCCUCUCCCCUCACCCCUCCCGCGCAGCGAUCUCCGCAGGGCCCUCGCCGGCCAGUGGCCGGGAGGCGGUCCGGCGGUGUCAUUGCCGCUGUCAGGGGAGGAGGUGGCAAGGUCGCGGCCCGAGGCGCCCGGCGGCGCUGCCGCAGCCUCGCCAACCGCCGGCCCCUGCCGGUUGCGCCGCGCCGCCGGGCGCUGCGGUGCCCACGGCGGGGCCGGGGCGGCUCCCAUGCGGCACACGUGCGGCGGCGGCGCGGUCGGCGAGCCAGGUGAGCGGGUGCCAUGGGGCAGGCGGGCUGCAAGGGGCUCUACCAGUCGCUCUUGGACUACAAGACCGAGAAGUACGUCAUCGCCAAGAACAAGAAGGUGGGCCUGCUCUACCGGCUGCUGCAGGUCUCCAUCCUGACCUACCUGGUGGUCUGGGUGUUCCUGGUGAAGAAGUGUUACCAAGAUACCGACACAUCCCUGCAGAGCAGCAUCAUCACCAAAGUCAAGGGCGUGACCUUCACCAACACCUCGGAGCUUGGGGAACGGCUGUGGGAUGUCGUGGACUAUGUCGUCCCACCCCAGGGAGAGAACGUCUUCUUCGUCGUCACCAACCUGGUCGUGACCCCCAACCAGCGGCAGGACACCUGUGCUGAGAGCGAGCGCAUUCCCGAUGCCCUGUGCCAUGAGGACAGCGACUGCCCCCCUGGGAAGCCUGUUGUGGCUGGAAAUGGAGUGAGAAGUGGCCGCUGCCUGCGGGCGGGGAGCGCACAGAAGGGCACGUGUGAGAUCUUUGCCUGGUGCCCAGUGGAGACAAAGUCCAGGCCAGUGAAGCCACUCCUGGGCGAGGCUGAAGACUUCACUGUUUACAUAAAGAACUUCAUUCGUUUCCCCAAAUUCAACUUCUCCAAGACCAAUGUGCUGGACACCAGAGACAAAACUUUCCUCAAAUCUUGUAAAUUUGGCCCCAAGAACCCCUACUGCCCCAUCUUCCGACUGGGGUCUGUGGUCAGCUGGACAGGGAGCAACUUCCGGGAGAUGGCCGUGCAGGGCGGUGUGAUAGGAAUCCAGAUUGAGUGGGACUGUGAUCUUGAUAGACCUCCCUCUGAAUGCAACCCUCGCUAUUAUUUUAACCGUCUGGACAACAGAUUUUCAGAAAACUCUAUCUCCUCUGGGUACAACUUCAGGUUUGCCAAAUAUUACCGAGACGCGGCUGGGGUGGAGUUCCGCACGCUGUUUAAAGCCUAUGGGAUCCGCUUUGAUGUGAUGGUGAACGGCAAGGCGGGGAAGUUCAGCAUCAUCCCCACCAUCAUCAACGUGGGCUCCGGAGUGGCACUCAUGGGCGUGGGGUCUUUCUUCUGUGACCUGGUGCUCAUCUACUUCAUCAAAAAGAGCAACUUUUACCGAGACAAGAAAUACGAGGAAGUGAGGGACCUCGAGGGCCUCGCCCAGAUGGCGGAGUCCUCGCGGCAGAGGGUGGCCCCGGACACAGCAGGGCUGGCAGAGCAACCCGAGGUGCAGGAUGGAGGCAGCGGCCAGAAGGAGAAUGGCUGUGUGUGCAGGCAGCUCCUCCAGCCCACCAGGUCUGGCCACCAGGAGAAUGGAAAGGUCACUGUGGAGCCGCUGCAGAACCUGCAGGCCGUGGAGGCGUAGCCAGAGGUGUCGCUGAGCAGAUGUGAUGAAGAUACACAACGGCCUGCAGCUCUGACUCGGAAAGGGUCGUCGUCCGCAAGGGACCGGGCUUCCAGGCACGGCCAUCUCUCUGGCACUUUGGGAUCUUGCCACAAGUUUUUUGUUGUGCGUGGAGGAAAAGGGAGCCUCCCAGUGGCCAGGGUCGGGGGCAGGCCAGGGGGCCAAGAGUGUUUCAUUUUUUCUAAGGACCUAGGAGGGCAUUCAGUUAUUCACUCAUUCACGCAGUAAACACUUUGAUGCCUGCAGUGGGGGGCUCUGUCCGAGAGAUGCUUGAAUGAGACACACUGAAUUGGCCCCCAGGGAGGGGAGCACACGUGUCCUUUCCUCCAGAGCUGAGAGCCCUGAGAGCUGGGCCCCGCUCUCUGCCCUUCCUCCAGCCUCUAGCUCAGACUCCCACAAGUCCCUGGAGCAAAUGAUGGCUCCUCAGUGAAAGACCUCAGCCAACAUCCAAGGGACAUGUGGCCUUGCCCCCAGGAAAGGACUGGACCUGUGAGGAAGUGGCUGGCACGAAGGGGAGAGGAAGGAGAGCCUCAGGCACUCGGGGAGCACGUCUCCCCAAGAUGGGAGACGCAUCUGUCUGUGUGGUCUGACUCUUGCUCUCCUGCGGGCUGCGCAUGUCCUGUCCGGCUUCCUCCCUCACUGCUCUACGGUCCCGUCUGAAGGGCUAAUGAGAUGACAGGAGGCACUCACCUGGCAGGUGGAAACAGCUGUCAGACGGCCCUCAGCCUCCUCCCUCAGCGGCUACUCAAAGUGUGGUUCGUGAACCAGCAGCAACAGCAUCAUCUGGAAGCUUGUUAGAAAUGCAGCCUCAGGCCCUUUUCUCCUCCCCCUAAAUCAGAACCUGCAAGUCAACAAGAUUUCCAGAAGGUUCAGGUGCACGGGCAAGUUUGAGAAGCAGGGCUUGAGGAGAUAUUCCAGGUCCAGUGGUGAGGGAGGGAAAAACCGGCUUUGGUGGGUGGCACCAAUUUCUAGAUCAGACUUAACAGCCGAGCUGCCUUAAGGGCAGGAUCCCCCCUUCCCUGCCCUGGAAAAGCAGCAUUAUACUCAAUUCGUUCAAAUUAAAAUAUUCUGACUAGGUCAUACAAUGACUCAAAAUUUAAAAGGCACAAAAGAAUAGUGAAGAGCUUCCCUCCCACCUGCCCCCUGAGGCAACCUGUGUUAGCAGUUCGAGAAGCUCACCUGUCCCGCUGAGAAUCCACUUGGUUAUUCAAUCGCUGCCUUCUCUCAGGAAAUGAGCUUCCUCGGUCAGAAACGGAUGCUGGAGAUGGAGACCCCAUCCUGGCUCAGCGGAAACGAAUCUGACUAGUAUCCAUGAGGACACAGGUUCGAUCCCUGGCCUCACUUAGUGGGCGAAGGAUCUGAUGUGGCUGUGGCUGUGGUGCAGGCCAGCAGGUGCAGCCCCGAUUAGACCCUGGGAACGUCCAUAUGCUGCGGGUGUGGCCCUAAAAAGACAAAGAAGAGAAAAACUGAUGCAAAGCCAGCUUGCUCGCUUCUCCCGCAGAACUAGCUAAGGAUCCCCUGCAUAGAUGCAAGGGCAGGAGCCUAGAACUCAAUCACUGUUGUGAAAACCAUCAGGCAGCCAAAGCCUGCAGUGCUGCCCCUCACCCAGCAAGCCUGGGUGCUGUCUGAGCCCCGGCCCCGACUGAGGGAACGUCCCCUCUGGGAGGACUCUGGUUCUCCACACAGAGGGGACAGUAAGCAUCCCUCCACCGGGGCCUCUGGAGGAGAGGGUCCCAGGGGCCUGAACAGUCUCUGGCGAGGCCCCACCUCUGGGGCAGAGGUGUGUGGUCCCCAGAACAGGACCCCUUCUAGAGCAAGCAGCUCCUUCCCUCAACAGCCAGGUGACCUGUCAGCAGGCUCCACCUGCUCUCUGAAGAGAAAUUAAAAAUCCGGUUGAUUUACUAUGGUGUUUCAUUCCUCUAAGGCAAACACCUGGAUUUGAUAACAGUGUGUUAUGUGUAUGUUUGGGGAGGAAUAAAAAGGGCAGGGGUCACAGCCA